Drosophila grimshawi is the source of this 6307-nucleotide messenger RNA. It is a transcript of the gene Slik, whose product is annotated as serine/threonine-protein kinase 10. Lineage: Eukaryota; Metazoa; Arthropoda; Insecta; Diptera; Drosophilidae. The record is from RefSeq and is a predicted model, not a curated record. The transcript is spliced from 12 exons. Gene Ontology annotation, biological process: protein phosphorylation. Gene Ontology annotation, molecular function: ATP binding; protein serine/threonine kinase activity. Bases 578 to 5524 code for a protein of 1648 amino acids.
GAGAGAAAUUGACAAAAUAUCCAAAGCAAUUAGCAAUCUGAGUGCAAAACGUUUUUUUAUCUAAGCGAAAAUUUUAGUAAUGCCAUAAAAUUCGUUGGGCGCGUUAGUCGUGCGUUGUUGUGUAUAACCAACUGAUAUGAUAAAAUGAGUGUGAUGCGACGAUGAGCCAUUCGUAUGUGUUUCUUUCUAUGUGGUGUACAAAUAUUAGAGCUCGCGAGCUGCUAAUUAAAUUAUAAACAUACAGAAGCGAAAAGAGACAGGAGACGAGAGUCGUGAGACAAGAGCCAAAGCCAAAGCCAAACCCACGACCCCAAACUAGGCAGCGCUGCUUUGGCCCAUUUCCAUUCGAACUACUGUGACAAAGAAGAAGAAGCACACAGAACAGAAGGAGAAGAAGCAGCUUUCACCAAAUUCAAAUCGAGUUUAAAACCUGGCUGGUUGCCACUGCGCUCCUUGCAGCAUGUAGAACAGAAGGCGCCACAACUACAAAAAAUUUCAUAAAUUCAAUUUGUGCAAGAAGCAACAGCAGAGAGCGAGAGAGAGAGAGAGUCAACCAAAAGUUGAACAAAGCCCCAAAAUGUCCUUUAUAACGAAUUUGAAGAAGGUCUUCCACCUGGGCGGGGGCGGCGAUGCCAAAAAGAAACGCCUGUACAACAACAUCAAAAUGGAAACGGAUCCGGCGGAAGUGUGGGAAAUGGUCGGUGAAUUGGGCGACGGCGCCUUCGGCAAGGUCUACAAGGCCCAGCACAAGGAGCACAGACGCUUUGCCGCUGCCAAAAUGUGCACGCUCGAAGAUGAGGAAAAUCUCAGCGAUCACAUGGUCGAAAUCGAUAUACUCUCGGAAAUUAAACAUCCGAAUAUUGUUGAACUGUACGAGGCAUUCUCGAUAGAUGACAAACUGUGGAUGCUUAUUGAAUAUUGUGACGGCGGCGCCUUGGACAGCAUUAUGGUGGAGCUGGAGAAGCCCCUAACCGAGCCACAAAUUGCCUAUGUGUGCAAGCAUAUGACUGAGGGCCUGACAUUUCUACACAAGAACAAGGUCAUACAUCGAGAUUUGAAGGCUGGCAAUGUGCUGCUCACCAUGGAGGGUGGCGUCAAGCUGGCUGAUUUCGGUGUGUCGGCCAAAAAUAAGCACACGAUGCAAAAGCACGACACGUUCAUCGGUACGCCCUAUUGGAUGGCACCCGAGCUGGUGCUGUGCGAAACGUUUCGCGAUAAUCCGUAUGAUCACAAGGUGGACAUUUGGUCCCUGGGCAUAACACUUAUUGAGCUGGCGCAAAUGGAGCCACCGAAUAGCGAAAUGUCGCCAAUGCGCGUCCUGCUCAAGAUACAAAAGAGCGAACCGCCCAAAUUGGAGCAGCCGAGCAGAUGGAGCAAGGAAUUCAACGAUUUUCUUAAAAAGUCUUUAGUCAAGGAUCCACAGCUGCGUCCGGCAACGGAAGUGUUGCUGCAACAUGGUUUUAUUAGCCGCAAUUUGGAUGCCAAACCCAUUAAGGAUCUGCUGCUCGAGUACAAGGCCGAGGUUGUCGAGGAGGUCGUCGAUGAUGAGGCUGAGGAACCCCGCAACUCGGCGCUCCAGCUCGACCUGGACGAUGAUUCUGCCUCGCUGCAGAGCCAAGACAUUGACAAACUUCCAGGUACACCUACAUCCAUAUCGCGGGAUUCCAAAGAGCAAUCCCAACCAAGUAGCAGUCUACCAACAACAGCAGCAGCAGUCGCAGCAGCAGCAGCACCAGCAGCAGCAACUACAAUUACAGCAACAACUAAAGCAACAACACCAGACAAACCAAACCAGAGCAAGCUACAGGACCAAGUGCCUGGAGGAGUGGUCGAAACAGCAGCGCCGCAUACCAAAGUGCCCGCACCAGCGCCGCCAUCGCCACAACAACAACAACAGCAGCAACAACAAUCGCCCCAAGCAGCUGCAGCUGUGCUACAAAAAUCAACUGAAGAUGUUGCCGAAACAAAUGAAAAGUCUGAUGCAGACAAAAAGCAGCACUUUGUCAAAAAGGAGAAGGGCAAAGCGCCACCACCGCCAUCAGCAGUUGCUGCUGCCUCAGCUGCCGCUGCCGCUGCCGUUGCUGCUGCUGCUGCCAGUGCUAAGCAGCCACAAACGGAUGUGGAGAGAGGAGCAUCGCCCAAGCGACAGCCGGAGCCGACAACAGCCAUUGAAGUGACCAUUGGCCAAGAUGCCAUGGAGUCCAAGCCGCAGCCCCCAUCGCCCACCGCCUCGUCCACAAUUUCGGUGCAUUCGGUGGCCUCCAGCAGUUCGGGCAGUGUUAUGGGCGCCAUUUUAAGCUCCAGCACAUCGCUGAUAACCAUCAAUAGCAGCGAUGCAUCGCCGUCUGCGCGUCAACAGCAAUCGGUGCCGCCGCCACCACCACCGCCGCCUGAACAGCACCUGGUGCUGCCGAAUAGCCUGGAGUCGGUUAGUCAAAUCACCGUUGUGACCAGCACGCAUCCGCCGGUGAUCAUCGAUAAUACGGCACAGAAUGAGGUCAUCAUUGUGUCGAAUGAUUUGAAUAAGAGCACACAUCUGCACGAGUCAUCCACCGAUGAUGACUUCCCCUCGCUGGACGAUAGCCUCGGGGAUCAGGUGAAGCAAUCAUCCAUGAUACUAAGCGUCAAUGAGCGUCAAGAUGGAGGAGGAUCAGCAGCUGCCGCCGCCGCCGCAGCAGCUGUUCAUGCACGCAAGCUGGACGAGAGCGAGGUACUGAUUGUGAGUCCCUCGUAUGCGGACGAUGAUUCGGCAUAUAAUACGGCAUCGGGCAGUCAUGAUCACAGUGAUCAGCUGAUGGACACCAGCCAUGUGUCUGUUGUGACAGUUGGCGACGAGGUCAUCCGGGUCAAGGAUAGCAGCAAUCAGCAGCCAAACAAGCGCCAACAGCAACAGUCGCAGCCGAAUGGCAUUGUGCCGGAGGAUGUUAAUAUUAUAGUGAAUCGCUUUAAACCCGGCCAGGAGCAUGAGAAACGCAUCUCACCGGACAGCAGCCUGGGCUCUGGGUCCAGCGAGAAUGGCUCGGUGCGCGGCAGACGGGGCGUUGAGGUGCAGAUAAUCAGCGGAGGCGGAGAUGCGGACAGCAUUGGCACCAACACUAGUCAGGACAGUCCCACCGAGGUGGACAACAAGCAGCAGCAGCAAUCCAUGAUGCCACCACCACCGCCAUCGGUGACAAACAAUCGUCUUGCGCUCGCCAUUGACGAGGAAGAGGAGGCAGCAGAUGUGGUGGUCAUUAGGACGAAACCCCGUGUGCCCGCCUCGGCCAAGUCGGCCGGGCUCACCAAGGAGGAGAUCGAGCUGCGCAAUCUGCGCAAGAAGACGCGCAAGCGUACGCGUAAAUUUGAAAUCGAUGGCGUACAAAUGACCACAACGACCAGUCGUGUGAUCUACGGGGAUGAGGAGAACGGGCGCAUCUAUGACGAUCAUGAUUUCCGUAAGCAGGAGCUGCGCGAACUGAAAAUGCUGCAGAAGCAGGAGAAGAAACAGCAGACGGAGUUGCAGCAGAAGGAGCAGAUGGCCAAGGAGCAGCAGGAUCGCCGCUUCGACCAGGAGCGCGUCUCGCUGGAGAAGACAUACGAAGCGGAUAUGGAUACGCUGGCGCGUCAGCACAAGCAGCUGAUCGAGAAGACCGAACAGACGCAGGAGAAUGAGUUGCGCAGCUCGUCGAAACGCAUUCGGUCCGAGCAGGAGCAGGAGCUGAAGAUAUUCCGCGAGAAUCUUAAGCAGGAGAUCCGUCUGCUCAAGCAGGAGGUCGAUCUGUUUCCCAAAGACAAGCGCAAGGAUGAGUUCAAGCAGCGGCGCACCGCCAUGGAACUGGACCACGAGGAGAAGGAGCGCUCAUUUCUCGAUUCGCUCAAGGAGCGACACGAGCUGUUGCUGCGUCGGCUCAGCGAGAAGCAUCGCGAUCAUUUGGCCACCAUCAAUCGCAAUUUCCUGCAGCAGAAACAGAAUGCGAUGCGCACGCGCGAGGCUCUGCUCUGGGAGCUGGAGGAGAAGCAGCUGCACGAACGCCAUCAAUUGUCCAAGCGGCAUGUGAAGGAGUUGUGCUUUAUGCAGCGCCACCAGAUGAUCAUUCGGCACGAGAAGGAGCUCGAUCAAGUCAAGCGCAUGCUGCAGCGCAAGGAGGAGGAUCUGCUCAAGAAGCAAACUCUCGAGAAGCGCGCCUUGCCCAAACGCAUUCGAGCCGAGCGCAAGGCACGUGACCUCAUGUUCCGCGAAUCGUUGCGCAUAUCCAUGAGCAUGGAUCCGGACAUGGAGCGUGAUCGCUUGAAGAAAUUCCAAGAGCAGGAGAAGAAACGCUAUAUGCAGGAAGAGCGUCGCUUCGAGGUCAAGCACCAGAAGCAAUUGGAGGAGCUGCGCGCCACACGUGAAAGCGCCAUUAGAGAACUCGAACAGCUGCAGAAUGAGAAGCGCAAGGCACUCGUGGAGCAUGAGCAUGCCAAGCUCUCGGAGAUCGAUGAGCGCCUCAAGGCCGAGCUGCGCGAUUGGCGCGAGCAGUUGGUGCCACGCAAACAGCGACUGAAUCUGCUGGUUAGCGCUGCUAUUGAUGAACAUGAGCGGCGACACGGUCUUGUCUCCAAUCGCAGCGAAUUCGAGGAUCUUGAUGUGGAGCUGCCCGUCCGUUUGCGUGGCAUCUUCAGUGAGCGCUCCGCGCGUUUCCUGCCACGCAACACAUUCAUCGAGUUGCAACAGGUGCCCAGGUCGCGUUCUUCGCUUCUGAUGCUUGGCGGCGUCGCUGGUCGAGCUAAUUUCCGUGGCUCGGCGCCCGAUCUGAGUCGCAGUGUGCCAAGCACUCCGAUCAUGCAUAAACAUCAACGGGCCCAGAUGCGCAGCGACCUGGUGCUGGAGGAGGAGGAUGACGAGAGGGAGCAGAGCUUGAAACGUGCCAGUGUUGCUGCCAUGCCGGCAGCAAGUGAACUGCGUUUGAUCAUCAAACAGCCGCCCAGCAAUGAGCUGGUCAAGGUGGUCACCAGCACCCCGCAGCUGAACAGCGCCGACGAGGCAAACAGCAAGCCAGCAAUGAGCACCUUCAAGCAGAGCAGCGCAACAACAACACCAACAACGCCACCGAAGACACCCGAUGAGCUGGGACUGGUGACGCAUCGCUUUGGUCGUCCCGCAGAUCCCGUGGAGCUGCGCAUACACGAGGGUCCCGUGCUGACGGCACGCACACAGCGCCUGCUGCACUCGACCUCGUUUGCCAUCAAGCGACCCUCGCUCGCCAGUCGCCACAGCAGCGGUCGCUCUUCGCUGAGCAGCGCCCAGUCCAUGUACAAUAUGCACGAGCUGAGCAGCUCGACGCGCUACUGCAGCGAUGCGGAGCUGAUAUUCGAUUCGGGAGUCAAGGCGGCCGCCUUGCUGGAUGAGGUGCAGCCGCAGCUGCGCUCCACGCUGAAGACGACCCCGAAUGGUGGCAGUGCUACCACAGAUGAUUUCUACCAAGAUUUGUACGCGGCUAAAUAUAGGCUGCCGCGCAUUACUCAGCGCCAGCUCAGCCUAGACGAGAAUAAUAAAGCCGCCUGAGCAGCUUCCUUUCAAAGUGCUUCCCCGCAUACUUAAAACAAGACAGAAAAAGAAAAGAGAAAAACAAAUACAAAAGCAAGAAUCAAAUGAAAACAAGAAACAAAUGCUUACUCUUCGCACUCGCCUCAUGUUAGCAGCGUCUCCUUAACACACACUCUUGACUCUAGCAUAAACUGCGCUUCAUAUCCUUCAUCCUUACUGCUUGCUUAUGGUGCUCUAGAACACAUAUCACUUGAACUAAUAAUCUAUCUUAACUCUCUUGCCCACUACUACUACUACUACUACUUCUAACUACAUCUGCUCCCUACUUUUUUCGAAACGCUGUAUAAUUGCCAUUAAAACAAUAAUUUGCCAAAGUUAUUUAUUAUUAAUUUUUUUUGUUGUUAACUGAAAAUAAUGAUAAUAAAUUGUUCGACUAUUUAUUAUGCCAGUUAUAACAUUGUUUAAGACCGCCCCCGCAACCGUUGCAUUCCAUUUUAGCAGUAUUACAAAAAACAAAGAAAAGUACUUAGCUACCAAGAAACAAAAAAAAAGAUGCAAAUAAAUCUAAAAAAUAAUAGUAAAAUAAUACUUAUCCGGAUGCCAAGCAUACUACACUUAACUACUAUAAUCCUACUAUAUAAAUGUCUAUGUAUACAUUGAUAUUCAUAUUCAUGAUGCUUCACUGUACACACACACACAUACUUCCACAUACACAUAAACACACACACUCACUCAAAAAACAAACAAAAUACAUCCACAACAACAAACAACGCGCUGCUUUUAAUAUAUUUAUACAAAAAA